Molecule: messenger RNA, 2058 nt
Organism: Stylonychia lemnae
Lineage: Eukaryota; Ciliophora; Spirotrichea; Sporadotrichida; Oxytrichidae
Source: the annotation of a GenBank genome assembly
AUGGCUGUUUACAUUUUUAGAAAGAUCACCUCAUGUCAGUUUAAUACAAGAAUUCAAUUAUAGAGAAUUUGGAAAAUAUUGAGCAAAACUGAAUUCAAACACAAAGUUAGAUAUUACAGAGCAAUCAACCUAAAAAUAAUAUUAUAAGGAAAAUAAAGACAAUCGCAACUAUAAAGCAUUAUAUCUGGCUAGGCAUUUACUAAAAUCCGAAAAGUAAAGAAGAAUAAUGGCUUAAUAGUUCCAGAUAAGAAUAAGAGUCUAGAUCGAAUAAUGAGUGCAGCCGACUAUUUAAGUGGAAGUUAGUUUAGGAGUUCAAAUGAAUUCUCUGUUGAUUAAGUAGAGAUAAAGACAGAUCACUCUAAUUUUCAACUGCUAAAUAGUAGGCUACCGUUUGAGUAAAUUAGAAAUGAUAAUACAAAAAGUGCAAAUGCUAAUAAUAUUUUACUUGAGUAAGAUACUGUCAAUAGCAAUUAACUUUAAUUAAAUAAUGUGGAAUCAGGCAGAACUAUGGAAGGAGACUUUAUCAUAGAUAGAAAUAGACUUAAUCAUCCUUCAGAAUCACUAAAUUAAUAAAAGCAAUAAGUAUCAAAGAUAAGUUCAAGUAUAAAUUCGAGAAGACAAUCUAUUAAAAAGAACAUUGAAAAAAAACUGAAAGUCCUAUCAUCUAGAAACUCAUCACCCUAGGGGCUUAAAAAACUUUUUGACAACUACUUUGCUAUUUAAUAAUCUAAAAUUAAGCAAGAAAGAAAAGCUGAUUCGAUUCUUACUAAGCAUAAUAAUAAUAAUGGCGACUAAUCUACUAAAAAUAAGCAAGGUUAGUUUAAGAAUAUAUUUAUUGCUGGAGGAGCUGAUGAAAUAAGAAAUAACUAUCUGCUUAAGGUGCUGGAUAAGAUAAAUAAAUUGCACUAAAAAAAAGAGAAAAAAAGGAAAAAAUUGUUGAAACAGGCUAAAAAAGAAUAAAAAGAAUCUGAUGCUUAAAAAUUACUUUUGAGAGAAUUAAAUAGAGUAGAGCUUGAAAUAUAGAUGAAAAUUUAGAAAAACAUGAAGAAAAUCAAAGAUCAUGUCUAAUCUAAACGAACAUUAACUGAAUUUGACAGUUUGAAAUAGGAUGAGAUAAAUAAGGAAAUAAAUGACGAAAUAAUUCCUAUUAAUAAAAAAGAAACUUCUACAACAGAUGAUAGUUCAAAGCAAGGGGCGAAUGAUUUAUCAACCAAGGCACAAAAUUUCUAAAGAAAUAGAUACAUCAAGCCUAAUAGACGGCUAUCGACAGGAAUUAAAUAAAGCCAACCUUUUCGAAUGCAGCCUUAAGCAAUAGACAGUGAUGAUAAUAAUGUUGAGACUUUGAGAUAAAUAAGCAAUAAACUUAAAUUAAGGGAUAAAUACCUGAAACAUCCAUAAUAAUACUUCUAAACUAUCAAUAAUAUUUAGACCUUAAACAAGGAUUCUCGAACAUUAUCCAGAUUAAAACAGAGCUUUUCUCAAACUAAUCAAGAAUCUCAGGCAGAGCAUUAGAGAAGAGAUUAUAACUCUCAUUAUUACAGUAAACAAGACAGAUAAGACUUGAGGUAGAGACACAACUUUAAUAGAAUUUAAGCAGUAUAAAUCUCAAAUGCAUCAUAAAUCCUGCCUAAAUCUAAGGAAGAAUUCUUCAAUAAUCUAAACCCACCAAGCUAAAAUAACGAAAUAUUACAGACCAAAGAAAGUACUCCAUAAUCUCAUCUGAAUCUUAACUUUCACCAUGCUGUCAUAAAUUAGAGUGGUAAAGGAUUACCUAAUCUUAGAAUUAAUCAAAGUAGUAUUAUUAGUGAAAAUUAGCCCUACUAUAUGGUCCCAUCUGAAAAGAUAAAAAAUAGUGCAAAGAAGAACUAAAAGAGAUUCGAAGAACUUAUGAAAUAUAAUUGGGAGGAGAAAAUCUCUUCAUUGAAAGAUUAGGUAAACUAGAUAAAGAGCAAACCUCGAUUUCAUCAAAUUGAUAAUGCAAGUAACAAAGGACUUGAAACUAAAAGGGAUACAAGCAGAUAAAAAAAAGUUGUACAAUUCACUCUUCCUGAGAUAUGA